AUGGACGUGACCUCAUCAUCCAACCAGAGCCAAGUCAACGGUCAAUGUGAACAUAUUGAUGAAUCAGGCCACCUCUUCUUUGCACUGGCCUACAGUCUGGUGUCUGUGGUGGGUGUGGUCCUCAACAGUCUCACCCUGAAGGUUUACUUCUGCUCAGCUCAGCAGCAGGUGUCCAGCAUCAUGAUGGUCUACAUGAGAAACCUGGCAGCCUGUGACUUCCUGCUCUGUCUCUACCUUCCCCUCCGCAUCAUCAACUACAUCAGCAGCUCUGUCACCUUCCAACUGGUUUACUGCAACUUUGCUGUCUUAGGAUUGUACCUCAACAUGUACGCCAGCAUCCUGUUCAUGGGUUACAUUGCUGCUAACAGGUAUCUGAAGAUCAUCUAUCCUUUGGGAAAUCACUUCCUGCGGACAGUUCAGGCUGCCCGCAUCAUCUCCACGGUAACCUGGAUUUUCCUGCUGGCCCCAGUGAUUUCGUACGUCACCCUGUCUCUCCUCACACAGGAACCUCUUACUGCUGUCCCUAACAGGUGUGAAAGCUUGCACAAUGCCCAGGUCCAUGUAUUCUACAAAAUCAUCCACGUUUAUUCCACCGUCACCUUCCUAGUCGUCCUCGUCUCCCUGGUCUUCUUCUACCACAGCGCCUCCCGCAGUGUGUUGCAGGCACAGCAGAGGCAGCUGGCAUCCUCCAGCUGCAAGAAGCUCAGGAGGUCACGCAUGAAAAUCUUAGUGCUGGUCAGCGUCUUCUGUGUUUGUUUCGUGCCUUACCACCUGGUUCGCCUUCCUUACGUCUUCCUACAGAGGCAGUGCUCUUUGAGCAAAGUGUUUUACUACCUGAAGGAGCUGACCGUCCUGCUGUCAGUUCUUAAUGUCUGCCUGGAUCCAUUCAUCUACUUCAUGUUCUGUAAGGCGUUCCGGUCCCAGCUGACCAUCCACAUUACAAAGAGGAGGAAUGAAGGGCAGCCGAGAGCCACCAACACAUUCAGAGUUCCUUUGACUGGAACUAAGGGACCAGGCCCAUCUCCUGAAGAACAACCUCACACCAUAAUCCCCCCUCCACCAAACUUUACACUUGUCACAAUGCAGUCAGACAAGUACCGUUGUCCUAGCAACCACCAAACCCAGGCUCUUCCAUCAGAUCGCCAGAAGGUGAAGCAUGAUUCGUCACUCCAGAGAACGCGUCUCCCAAGUGCAUUGCACUUGGUGAUGUUUGGCUUGGAUGCAGCUGCUCGGCCAUGGAAACCCAUUCCAUGA
This is a messenger RNA of Scomber scombrus (Atlantic mackerel), 1254 nucleotides long. Its product is annotated as P2Y purinoceptor 13-like. NCBI's taxonomy places the organism in Eukaryota, Metazoa, Chordata, Actinopteri, Scombriformes, Scombridae. Gene Ontology annotation, cellular component: membrane. Gene Ontology annotation, molecular function: G protein-coupled purinergic nucleotide receptor activity. The coding region runs from base 1 to 1254 and encodes 417 amino acids. Gene Ontology annotation, biological process: G protein-coupled receptor signaling pathway. The transcript is spliced from 5 exons. The record is from RefSeq and is a predicted model, not a curated record.